This is a messenger RNA of Drosophila teissieri, 906 nucleotides long. RefSeq lists its product as uncharacterized. The transcript is spliced from 3 exons. The coding region runs from base 93 to 761 and encodes 222 amino acids. NCBI's taxonomy places the organism in Eukaryota, Metazoa, Arthropoda, Insecta, Diptera, Drosophilidae. The record is from RefSeq and is a predicted model, not a curated record. Gene Ontology annotation, molecular function: oxygen binding; heme binding.
UAAGCAUUCUUACUAUUAUCAGUUUUAGUCUAAAAAGCCCAAGUCCAUAUGUAGAAACUAAAUAAAAGUUACCCACAGCAAAAUCUAAGAAAAUGAGCCAAGUCAGCAAGCUAAGCCAAAUAAGCCGCAUCAGCCAAACCAAUCAGUCUGAGGGAAGUGACAACGAUCAGCUCCGCCGUGCGAAUCUUCCGGUUUAUCCAAAACCGCUGCCCGAUCGAGAUGUAAGCUACAGACCUGACGAAAAUGAGUUCACAAUGGUGGAGAAGGCAUCCUUGCGGAAUGCAUGGCGUUUCAUUGAGCCUUUCCAGCGCCGAUUUGGCAAGGAUAAUUUCUACAGCUUCCUCACAAGGCACGAGGAUCUCAUAAACUUUUUCAGGAAAGAUGGAAAGAUAAACCUAAGUAAGCUGCAUGGGCACUCCAUGGCAAUGAUGAAGCUGAUGUCAAAGCUGGUCCAAACGCUGGACUGCAAUCUAGCCUUUCGCUUGGCCCUGGAUGAGAACCUUCCCACACAUCUGAAGAAUGGCAUCGAUCCCGAUUACAUGAGGAUGUUGGCCACCGCCCUGAAGAGGUAUAUCCUUGCGUCUUCUGUUAUCGAAAAUCAUAACUCCUGUUCACUAACCAAUGCUCUGACCCGUUUGGUGGAGAUCGUCGGGGAAUACGCCGUUGUCGAAGUUGCCAGAAAAAGAGCCAUGUCCACUGCCCUCAGGACAACUGUUGACGAGGCUGGCAAUCGAAUCGCCAAGGUGGCUUUAGGCACUUAAGCGUGAACAAGAACAAUUCAAAUACCAAUAUUCUACAGAAAACAUUGCUUGGAGAGACAAGAAAAUUAAAUUGUGAAUUCGAAUGUAUGAGCAUACUAUUGUACUUCUUAAAGCAAUUCAAAUUGCAGAAAGGAAAAAUCUCUAA